Messenger RNA from Nylanderia fulva, 5931 nucleotides. Its product is annotated as putative NADPH-dependent quinone oxidoreductase VAT1L. NCBI's taxonomy places the organism in Eukaryota, Metazoa, Arthropoda, Insecta, Hymenoptera, Formicidae. The record is from RefSeq and is a predicted model, not a curated record. Gene Ontology annotation, molecular function: zinc ion binding; oxidoreductase activity.
CGUUACCGGCCGGCAUAGUGUCGAAACGAAGCGGAGCGGUUCGCGGUUUUCGUUUCGUACAGUGGACACAGAACGACGGCGACUUCCGUGGAGUUCGUACGUGCCGGAUUGUAUAAAACGAUAUACGGUGCCCGAGUCGGACGGAUUACUCACACAAACGGGCACUUUCUCUCCCUCCUUUCUCUUCUCUCUCUCUCUCUCUUUCUCUCUCUUUCUCUUCUCUCCAUCUUUCUCUUUCCAUUCGUCUCCUCCGUUUGUCGCUUCGUGGACGUUCGAACGCGCGCUCCUCUUUCAGUCUCAGUCUCGCGGUAAAGGACGUCGCGUGAGCUUCAAAGUUUCAGGGCGUCUGCGAAAAGGAAGACAUAAAGAUGGCAGAGGACAAGAACGAGACGAGCCCGAGUGCCGAGGGCGAGAAGUCGCCGCAGGAAACAGCGGCGGCGUCGCCGCCAGCCGCCAAGGAGGAGCCGACGAAGGAGUGCAAGGAAGACGAGAAGAAGGUCGAGGAGAACGGUGAAGGCGAGAAACCGAAGGAGAACGGCGAGGAGAAGACUACUCCGGAGCCGAAGGACAUGCGGGCGAUCGUGCUCAACGGUUUCGGCGGCCUGAAAAGUGUCAAGGCCCUGAAAAAACCGGAGCCCGCCCUCGGCGAGGGAGAGGUCCAGAUACGCGUCAAAGCCUGCGGGCUGAACUUCCAAGAUUUGAUGGCUAGGCAAGGCGCAAUUGACUCGCCACCGAAAACUCCGUUUAUCAUGGGCUCCGAGUGCGCGGGUGACAUCGAGCAAGUCGGCGAAGGAGUCGAGAACUUCAAAGUGGGUGAUAGGGUGGUCGCCCUUCCCGAUCACAAAGCAUGGGCGGAGCUGGUCACCGUCCCGGCAACAUCCGUUUUCGCGCUACCACCCGGAAUGAGCUACCUUGAUGCGGCCGCUAUCACCAUGAACUAUACCGUAGCGUAUAUUCUGCUUUUCGAGCUGGCCCAUCUCACUCCCGGAAAGAGCUUGCUGCUUCACAGCGCCGGCGGCGGUGUGGGUCAAGCGGUGGUUCAGCUUGCGAAAACUGUGAAGGACGUGACCAUCUUCGGCGUCUGCAGCAAAUCCAAGCACGAAGCACUCAAAAACGCCGGAACUAUCGACCACCUUUUGGAACGCGGCACCGAUUAUAGUAACGAAGUCAGAAAAAUCUCUCCGGAAGGCGUAGAUAUCGUCUUAGACUGUUUAUGCGGUGAAGAAUGUAACAAGGGCUACGCCCUCUUGAAGCCAAUGGGCAAGUACAUCCUUUAUGGAUCCAGCAACGUCGUCACCGGGGAAACUAAGAGCUUCUUUUCCGCAGCGCGAUCAUGGUGGCAAGUCGAUAAAGUGUCGCCCAUAAAGCUGUUUGAUGAGAACAAGACAUUGUCUGGAUUGAAUCUACGCCACUUAAUGUACCAACACGGCAGUCAUGCGUUCGUACGACGGGCGGUGAAUCAAGUGUAUACACUGUGGAGCGAGGGCAAGAUCAAACCAGUGGUGGACUCAACAUGGGCGCUGGAGGAUGUACCCGAAGCUAUGCAAAAAAUGCACGAUCGCAAGAACAUCGGUAAGAUCGUGCUGGAUCCGAGUCUGGAGCCGAAGCCCAAACCAGCUACGCCGGCUAAAGGCAAAGCGAAAGACAAGAAGGCCGCGAAUCAGGAGGAGAAGAAGGCGUCUAGCGUAGAGUCGGAAGAGGGAGAGAAGAAGAAGGAGCCCGAAUUGACAAACGGUACCUCAGAAGACAAAUCUGAUAGCGAUUCCAAAGAAAAGGAAUCUAGCUGAAUUAGCGGAAACUAAGACGAAAAAAAAUUGAUAUCCGCAAACAUUUGCAAGAAUUUUUCAAAAAUAUACUAUUGCCCGAAAGAAUGAAAAAUUAAGUUCGUUUUAAAUAAUACAUGAGCGAUAUUGCGCAAACUUUACAUGCAGAUGAUUCCAUAAAAACUUUGUACAACUUAAUAUAAUGGAUGAAAUAAAAUUCCGAACAAUUACUGGAGAUAUAGAAUUCGAAAUUUCAAUUUAGUGAGUAAUCGAUCGCUUGUACUGAGUUAAUACACAUUAUACUCUUUUCUAUCUAAAAGCCACCUUUUUUAACGCUCAUCAUCUGCAUGUAUAUAACUAUUUUUCCUUACAUUUGCGCCGAGAUUAAUAAUUCAUGUGAAUUAUGAGUGAAGGAGAAUCAACCAGCAUAUUGCAUAAGAACGAGAGAAAUAACCAAAUAGAAAUAACAAUCUUGAUGCGGUCCACAGUAGUUUACAGAAUAUAAGAACGUUAUGUUUAUUUUUUCACAUUGACCAAAUGAUUAAUUUUGCGAGGAGUUAAGUAAACGACUGUUGGAUACCACGUAGUCAUUAGGCAGCUUUUUUUUUUACUAUCGCUAUUAUUUUAGGAAAUGGAUACAACUAGCCUUUCCGUACUUAUUAAAUGACCAUAAAUACGAAGUAAACAGCAGUUUAAUAACUGUGUGUUGUCCAACAGCUAUUUACUUGGCUCUGUUUAUCUGUAUCGAAUACUAUCGCUGCUACUACGGUAUAUACUAACACACAUUCUCUCUUAUACUAAUAUAAUAUUACUUCUAUUUGUAAUUUAUAAUGGGAUAAAAUAACAUAAUUGCGCUAAUGUCGCAAUUUCCGUAACGAAAAGCUAAGAAUGCAAAGCUGCAUUACUUUCGUAUAUAAAUUUUACGUAUUACGAAGAUGUUUUUACGCCACUUUAUUAUUCAUCGUGAUCCUUUUGUCACGAUGAAAUAUCCUUUUUAAAUUUUAACGAUAGCCAUGAAAGUCAAAAAUAAUAUUUAGUACACUACAUAUAUUAAUGAAGUAUUUUGCUGAGAUUUGGACGCUCUUUUUUUCAUACGAUUUCAUACUUUAUAAUAGUUCUUAUGUAAAAUUAGUUAUAGAUUUUUCCUAUGUAGAUUUUCCUAUGUAAAAAUUGAAAAGUAGAAAAAAUUUAAAUACUAAAUGUAACUAACAUGUUUACUCUAAUCGGUAUUUUUCUAAAUCAAAAUUAUCUCUUUUUUUCAAAUCACGUUGAUCUUUGCAACGAUAUAUCAACGAGCUUUCAAAAUAUUUCGAUUAAAUUUUUGAAAUUCGAGAUGUAAUGCAAAAGUAAAUAUAAAUUGAUUCGCCUUAAUGUUUAUCAUACGCUAAAAAUUGUGGAUAAUCGAAGAUUUGAUAUCAAAUCUGAAUAUAAGAAAAUUGAUUAUGUAUGAUUAAUUAAUUAAACAAAAAUGUAAUUAGACUGAUUAAUUACGGCUUGAAUAUAAGUCUAAUAAGGAUAUUACUCGGCACAUAAGUGCUUUGAGAAUUUAUUUUAACGAAUGUUGGCGUACUAUUAUUUCUUUUUAUGACUUUUGACUCACAAUCAGUUUUAACAAAAAAAGAAAAAAAAUCAGAUGUGCGAACCGAUAAUGUAUGUACUUUAAAAACUUCAAAUAACUUUAUUGUUUAAAUGAAAUUUUAUAAACAUAUUUAAUGACGUUGCAUCAACAUGUACAUGAAGAGUAAUUUAAUGAAUUAGCAUCGUAGAAUAUAUCGCUUUUCUUACGAGAAGGAACGACAGUCUAAAAAAAAAAAAAAGAAAAAAAAUACGCAAGGCCUCAUUUUCUAUUAUCACGUACUCGCGUGAAUACAUAAUUGUCGCUUGAGACGCCGAACGCGUGACUGCAAUCCGAUAAAUUAUGUUGAAUCUGCAUUGCGAUCUUUCCUUAACUUUAGAACCUUCGAGUAAUAUUUUUGCGACGGUCGUGAUAUAUUGUUGGCCGUUCUACGUACGCAAAAAGAAAGGAAAAAAAUAGAACGAAGAACGCGUUUUUAACGGCGAUCUGUUGAGAGCGAGAAGGUUUUCAUAGUAAUAUAAACGAAAGAUUAAGGAUCCUCGUGAGUCUCGUGAGAGAAGGUGAAAAAAAAGGGGAAAAAAUUUCGAGGGCGUGUCCUUUCGAUGGAAUGCGGCUCGGUGGAGAAGCUGACCGAUGCAGAACAAAGUGUGCAUAUCUCUCCGGAACGUUGGAACAAUUUUGGUGUAGCCGAUUUCGUUAGGAUUUGAUACUAGCUCUGUAUACCGAUAUCUAUAUUAUACAAAUCAUUAUAUGAGAAGAAAAAAAAGACGUGCGGACGAGAGGAAAAGGUAUGUGUCGAGGAUAUCCAAGCUCGCGCAAAUCUCGAAUUAAAGUGAGAGAAACGCGCGAAAGAGCCAAGAAUUUACUGCCGUAUCGAAUCUCUCUCGGUCCAAAAGUACAUAAUACUUAUCUUACUCUAGAAAAACGUAUCGAUCUGAAAGGAAAAAGUGUGAAAAAUGCAAAAAACAUGAUAAAUGUGGCUGCAUAUUUUGAGACAUCUUUUAAACACGUAAGAGAUACUCUUAAUCCCGACACAAAAAUACACGAACACACGCCCAUACACGAUGAAAUACGAUGACACACAUCAUACUGUAUAUUUUAUUGUAAGGCUUUAAAUGUUUCAUCAAAUAACUCUAUUAUAUUAUAAUAUAUCUAUAUAUAUUUGUAUCGAUCGUUUCCUCCUGCCCUGAUUUUUUUAUUUAGGUCCGAAGCACGAAUGUCAGAAUAAUAAGUCCGGGAUGUACGAAUGUUAUAUGCGAGAUUGGAUGCAAGAGCUUUAAAUCUAAAGAACGUACGCGAAAAUCGAAUAACCACAGGCUAUAUAUUUUUUAUUACAAUGAUCAUUUUAAUUCAACAAUCGAAUUUCAUACAUACCAACAUUGCGUAUUUUGCAGAUAUUUCACAUUGUCUUAUUUACAUAUAAGGAUGUAUGUCAUGUUCCACAUAACAAAUAUUUUUUGUACAGCUAGAAUAUUUUUGUGUAUUCUUAAUUCUUUGUGUUGUCGAAAUGAAAUUUUAAAUGCGCGAGUAAUGAUUUUUUAUGAAAAAUUGAGAGAAUUCAGAUUAAUUUUGAAUUAUUAAAAUACAUUUAAGAAAAGCCGCUGCACUCCAGAAAAAUUUACGUAGAUCAGACCACUCAUAAAAAUGCUGAAAUUUCGCGAUAAUAUCGUAAUCAAAAUAUCUUACAAUUGCGAAAUGCUAUUAUAUUUUUUUGAGAAAAAAUGUUUAAUGGAGAGAGCACAAAAAUUAUGCAGAUAUAUUAUAUCGGAAUGCUUUUAGCUCUGUAAUUGCUACAUAUAUAUAUACAUAUAUAAUCGAAUUUCUAAGCAUUUUAUAAAAUGCAUAUCUAAUGCGUCAUAUCUGAAAUGCGCCAUAUUCUUGGAUGCACGUUUAACUAAGCCACUUCUAAAAUUUAAGAGUCGACUAAAUUUUAAAAUCGCGAGACAAUCUACGUAAAUUGGCACAUGAAAUGAAACAUGUUCGAUAGUUAAUGACCGAAAUGUAUGCAUAUAUGAUUUCAUGCCAGCACGCGAGAGUUAUUUGGCCGUAAUAAUUCCACUUACCUAGGGAACGAAUCCUUGAAACAAAUCGUGCAUAAGUACGUAUAAAAACGAUUGUCAAGAAUGAUAAAAUGAAAAUUAUUUACAAUCGUUAAUAAAAAGGGGGGUAUGCGGCGAGGGAAAUUCGGACAAUUUUUUCAAGAAUAUAUACUUUUACGAAAGGUUCAUCGUCUCAAAAGCUGUAUAAGCAUUCCGUUGAUGGAGAGCGAGGAUGAGAUGAUAAUUAAGCACGCGUGCGUCUCUUAUAUAUAUUAGUUACGCGAAUCCGCAUCGUUAGACAGCAGGACCUACAAUUUUGCGAACGUGAUAUAUUAUGAUUGUGUAAAAUUGUAAACUUUGUCGAGGAGUCCGGGCGAAAGCAACGAGCACUUUUUCUCAUCAUCGAGAUUCUCGAUCGCGAAGAAGCUCAUGGGAAAAGGAAAAAAAAGACCUUCGCCCGCUCCCCGUCAAGCUUGAUAUAGAUUGUAUUUUUGGCUUAUUAUUGUAAGACUGACUAUGUUGCUAUAUUAAAGAUUGCUUCGAAAACACAGAA